Lodderomyces orthopsilosis Co 90-125 is the source of this 1698-nucleotide messenger RNA. Its product is annotated as protein-lysine N-methyltransferase. Bases 1 to 1698 code for a protein of 565 amino acids. Lineage: Eukaryota; Fungi; Ascomycota; Pichiomycetes; Serinales; Debaryomycetaceae. Gene Ontology annotation, molecular function: protein-lysine N-methyltransferase activity; protein binding. Gene Ontology annotation, cellular component: nucleus. Gene Ontology annotation, biological process: peptidyl-lysine monomethylation. The record is from RefSeq and is a predicted model, not a curated record. The transcript has a single exon.
AUGGAGAAGAUUCAUAGUUUGCUUCAAUGGGCUACUGACAAUGGUGCCGAUGUUUCUAAGAAUAUAGAAUUCAAGGAAAUAAAGCCCGGUUACUAUGGAGCUAUUCUGGUGUCCAACGACAAAGCCUCAAUAAAAAUUUCCAGAGAGUUGGUCAUCACAUGUGACAAGGCCACCGCCUUAUUUAAGGAUGCAUAUAAAGAGGCAAACCAUAGCUCAUUAUUGAAGGUCUAUCUUUGUUAUUUGCAAACUCAAGGAAGUUUUUACAAGCCAUAUUUGGAUUUACUUCCCUCACUUCAAGCAAUUGAUUCCCCAUACACCUGGUCAGCUCAAGAUAAGGCUUACCUUAAAGGAACAAACUUGGGUAACUCUUUAAGGGAAAACAUAGCUUCCUUGGUUGAAGGGUGGUGGAGUGCAGUUAAUAUUAUACCCAAAGAGGUACCAAAACCAGAGCUGCACUUUAUAAACCUCAAAUUUUAUUAUGAAAACAAGUUUUAUACUGAUGAUGACUAUUACAAUUACUUCAACGAGGUAGACAUCAACAACUGGACCAGUUUUCCGAAUUACCUUUGGGCAUCACUCAUUCUCAAAAGUAGAGCAUUCCCCGCGUACAUUAUCGACCCAAGCUUACCUAAAAAUGAACCAAUGUUGUUACCCGUUGUUGAUUUGUUGAACCAUAAUCCAAAAGCAAAGGCUGAAUGGUGCUGUGUAGAUGGUGAGUUUCUUUUCCAAUCAGACGGUGUCUCAAAAGGUGAAGAGAUUUUCAAUAACUAUGGCCAAAAAGGAAAUGAGGAGUUGUUGUUGGCUUAUGGGUUUGCAAUUGAGAAUAACACCGCUGACUCUGCUGCAUUAAAGAUAAAGAUUCCAGAACCUCGAAUGGAGGUGAUUAAGGACUUGGGUAUUGAAUUACCAUCGAUUUAUGAUUACACAAAUUCUGUGGUCGAGCAAGCCCCAAGCGUAGUAGAAACACAUAGCGAUAGUGUGCUUUUCUACAUAAAUCAAGAGCAAAUUCCAAAAAGCUUGAUUCAGUUGUUUCAAGCCCUCGUGCAGAACCAAUGGGAAUUUGGCUUUACAUUGCGUAUGCAAUUAGCUGGAUUAAACCAUCUCAGAGCUGCAUUUGAAACCAAGAAGAAGUUGAUGAAUUUAAAUAUCCCUAAUGACUCAAUUAAACACAAAUACAUUCGUUGGUACACUGAAUCACAAAAUGCAAUUUUCACUUCAGCAAUCAAGAUCGUCAAGAGGCAAGAGAAACAACUUCUUGGGGAAUUCAAAUCCGACUUGAUUUCAUUGAAAAGUGUAUACAAAAAGGACAUCAAAUUCCAACAGUCGCUACUUUUCCUCGGAUUUAGUUCAUAUGAAUCAGUGUUGGAAUCUGAAUUUCAAGAUCAAUGUUGGUUGCUAUGGUUGAUCCGCUGUUAUAACAAGAACCAUUACAAUGACGAAAACCUAUCACAAUGGAUCCAUGAUUUAUUUGUUCAUCUCAGAAAGGUUACUGAUAUAUCAGCACAAGAAGUACUAAACUUUAAGCCCAUUCAUGAUGCGAUACUCCCUGACUUAGCUAAAGCGGUACCAGAAAUUUACGGAGUUGGCGAUUGGUCAGUGGCUGAACUCAUAAUUGCCAGCAAACUACUAGACUUGAUCUCCUUCACACGCGGUAAAGAGCAAGAGUGUAUUCUCGUACAUCAAAAUUACAAAACAUAA